Sander lucioperca (pikeperch) is the source of this 5256-nucleotide messenger RNA. It is a transcript of the gene vcpip1, whose product is annotated as valosin containing protein (p97)/p47 complex interacting protein 1. The transcript has 3 exons. Lineage: Eukaryota; Metazoa; Chordata; Actinopteri; Perciformes; Percidae. Gene Ontology annotation, biological process: protein ubiquitination; protein K11-linked deubiquitination; protein K48-linked deubiquitination. Gene Ontology annotation, molecular function: cysteine-type deubiquitinase activity. The record is from RefSeq and is a predicted model, not a curated record. The coding region runs from base 190 to 3711 and encodes 1173 amino acids.
GUAUUUACGUUUAGCAACGGCCAGUUGCUAAAGGAAAAAAAAAAAAAACAGCCGCUUCCGUGUUGUUCUUGUGUUAUUGUGGCAAAUAACUAUCGCUAGCAGAGCCGAAGCUAACAGACAGCCUCGCCGGAGGGUAACUAUCAUGAUUUAGUGAAGCUGACGCACAGUUUUUAGCUUUUCCCGCCCGACAUGUCGCUGCUACAGAGCUCAAAGAAAAAAGACAAGCGUAUUUUGUCCGGUACCUGCCCGGACCCGAAAUGUCAGGCGAGGCUAUUCUUCCCCGCUUACGGCUCCGUUAGCAUCGAGUGCACGGAGUGUGGUCAACGCCACGAACAGAAGAACCUGUUAAAUGUCGAAGAAGUCACGGAUCCUGAUGUUGUGCUCCACAAUCUGCUCAGAAACGCCCUGCUCGGCGUCACCGGGGCCCCGAAGAAAGGCACGGAGCUGGUGAAAGUAAUGGGGCUUUCUAAUUACCACUGCAAGCUGCUGUCGCCGGUGCUCACCAGGUACGGCAUGGAUAAACAGACCGGCAAAGCCAAGCUGCUGAGGGACAUGAACCAAGGUGAGAUGUUUGACUGCUCUCUCCUGGGAGACAGAGCUUUUCUCAUCGAGCCGGACCAUGUUUCUACAAUGGGCUACGGCAAAGACAGGUCAGGGAGCCUCAUAUACCUCCAUGACACUCUAGAGGAGGUGAAGAAAGCCAACAGCAGCAGAGAAUGUCUCAUCCCCGUCCAUGUAGAUGGAGAUGGGCACUGCCUGGUCCACGCCGUGUCCAGAGCGCUGGUGGGCAGGGAGCUGUUCUGGCACGCCCUGAGAGAAAACCUGAAACAGAACUUCAAACAGAACCUGGACCGCUAUAAGGCUCUCUUUCAGGAUUUUAUCGACGCCGCGGAGUGGGAGGACAUCAUAAACGAGUGCGAUCCGCUUUUCAUCCCGCCUGAAGGCGUGCCGCUCGGACUACGCAACAUCCAUAUAUUUGGUUUAGCCAACGUCCUGCACCGGCCCAUAAUCCUGCUGGACUCCCUGAGUGGGAUGAGGAGCUCCGGGGAUUAUUCGGCCACCUUCCUGCCUGGGCUGGUGGCGGAGGAGCAGUGCAGCGGGAAAGACGGGCAGCUUAACAAACCCAUCUGCAUCGCCUGGAGCAGCUCCGGCAGGAACCACUACAUCCCUCUGGUGGGAAUCAAGAACACGGUGCUGCCCAAGCUGCCGGCCCGCCUGCUGCCAAAAGCCUGGGGCGUCCCUCAGGAGCUCAUCAGGAAGUACAUCAAGCUGGAGCAAGACGGCAGCUGCGUGAUCGGCGGCGACCGCAGCCUGCAGGAUAAGUAUCUGAUGCGGCUAGUCAACGCCAUGGAGGAGGUGUUCAUGGAGAAGCACAGCAUCCAUCCGGCGCUGGUGGCGGACGUGCACCAGUACGUGUACAGGCGCACCGGCAUGAUCGGCAUCCAGCCCGAGGAGGUGACCGAGGCAGCUAAGAAGUCGGUGAUGGAGAAUCGGCUGCACCGCUGCCUGAUAUGCGGCGCCCUGUCUGAGCUGCACGUCCUGCCCGAGUGGCUGGUUCCCGGCGGGAAGCUCUACAACUUGGCCAAAUCCACUCACGGCCAGCUGCGGCCGGAUAAGAACUACAGCUUCCCGCUCAACAACGUCGUGUGCUCCUACGACCCCCAGAGAGACGUCCUCAUCCCAGAUUACAAACUGAGCUCCCUCAACACCUGCAACUGGUGUCACGGCACGUCAGUGCGCCACAUCCGCGGCAACGGGUCCGUGGUGUAUCUGGACGGAGACCGAACCAACACCCGCUCCCACGGCGGGAAAUGCGGGUGCGGCUUCAAACAUUUCUGGGAGGAGAAGGAGUACGACAACCUCCCCGAGGCCUUCCCCAUCACGCUGGAGUGGGGCGGCCGGGUGGUGAGGGAGACGGUGUACUGGUUCCAGUACGAGACGGAGCCGUCUUUGAACAGCAACGUGUACGACGUGGCCAUGAAGCUCGUCACCAAGCACUUCCCGGGAGAGUUCGGCAGCGAGAUCCUGGUGCAGAAAGUAGUCAACACCAUCCUGCAUCACACCGCCAAAAAGAACCCGGACGAGUACAACCCGGUGUCCAUCGACGGGGCUCACGUGCCGCGUCUCACCGACGCCGCGGAGGCUCCGCAGGCGCCAGACCCGCAGCCGCCCACUAAGAUCAUCCUCACGGGCCAGAAAGCGAAGACGCUCCACAAAGAGGAGCUGACGAUGAGCCGGGCGGAGCGCAGCAUCCAGCAGAGCAUCAGCGAGCAGGCCUUCGUCACGCAGAAGCGACUGACGGACAAACUGAAGCAGGAGCAGAAGGGCCACGGCCGGACGUCUUCCCCCGGGGGCUCCCCGGAAACGUCCUCCUCUUCAGCUCCGGCCACGCCCACUAAAUCCUCCCCGUCCUCUUCGUCCAAUAAGGAGAAGAAGAUCCGCGUGACGACCAGCGACGGCAGGCAGGCGAUGCUGACCCUGCAGGCUCGCACCACCUUCUCGGAGCUGCAGCGGAGCAUCGCCAACCAGUUUGGCGUGCCGCCGGGGCAGCAGUUCAUCCGCUACGGCUUCCCGCCCAAAGAGCUAGUCCCCGCGAGGGACGGCGAGGAGAACGAGCCCGUGGCGCUGCAGCACGGCGACAGGGUGACGGUGGAGAUACUGAGAGGCGGCGAGGACAAAAGCCCCGUGGCGUCCAUACCGCGAGCCUCCAGCUCCCACUCCGCCCUGCACGCCGUGAAGAGCGAGGACGCCGUGACGACGACCGGCAGGAUGAGCAGCCGCGAGCUCCAGGACAGCAUCGACCUUGAGAUGUCCUCCCUUUGUCUCCUAGCAACCUUGAUGGGCGAGGACGUUUGGUCGUACGCAAAGAAGCUGCCGCACUUAUUCCAGCAGGGCGGCGUCUUCUACAACAUCGUCAAGAAGGACAUGGGCCUGAUGGACGGGAAGCACUGCACACUGCCUCACCUGACGGGGAAAACCUUUGUUUAUAACGCCGCCGAGGAGCGCCUGGAGCUGUGCGUGGACGCCGCCGGCCACUUCCCCGUCGGCCCCGAUGUGGAGGAUCUGGUGAAGGAGGCGCUGGCGCAGCUGCGCCCCGACGGCGCCGGCCGCGGCAGCCGAGAGGGGAGCCCGUCUCACGGCGGGCUGCGGCUGGGCAGCGGCGGAGUCGUCCGCAAGAAGGAGCAGCUGCAGAGCGUCACGGCCUUCCAGGGCAAAGGCCACUCGCUGGGCAGCGCCGGGGGCUCCUCCCCUCCAGAGCACCGGCCUAUCACGCGCCAGCACAGCAGCGGCGUGGACCUGAGCGCCAGCGUGUCCCGGGGCCCACCGGAUCUGUCGGACAUCCCCGAGGACGCCACCCGGGAGCUGGUCCGCAUGGCACCGGGCUUCGUCACCAUGAAGGACGGGCGCGGCCCGGACCCCGGCCUGAUGGAGCAGCAGCGGAGGAAGCUACAGGAGAUGGUGUCCUCCAUCCAGGCCUCCAUGGAGCGCCACCUCCGAGAGCAGCAGAGCGGCGGCCAGGAGCGGACAGACGGGACUAAGACGGGCCAACCGACGCCUAAGGUUGACCGCGAACCUGCAGCGGGCGCGGCAGGCGAGGCAGGCGAGGCAGGCGAGGCCGACAAACCGGACGGGAAGGCGGAGCAAACGGAGGAGAUGGAGAGUCAGGACGGCGAGCAAAACAACGCCAUGGAACCCAUGGAUCACUCCUGAUCACUCCUGACCCCCUCCCCACCCCGCAGCACCGUCACGGCGCCACCUCCGGGUCAUAACGCCUCAGGUCGGAUCCGAAAGCUUUGGUCUUCGUUGCGUUUUGUUGUCUUUUCUGCAUGACUGAAGAGCGAGCCGACCGUGUUCGGAUCUCUGCAGACUGGCAGCGGGACAACAACCCACACGGCGAUAUAUUGUGACGCGCUCUCUGCGAUACAUAGACACUCCCACAACAAUGUCACACUUCUGUUGCAACACGAGGCUGCCGUGUGUGUGUGUGUGUGUGUGUGUGUGUGUGUGUGUGUGUGCGUGUGUGUGUGUGUGUGUGUUUGAACUCUUUGCACUUUGCUACACACUCUCUCAUCCCAACGCAGUAAGAAAAUAAACACGUUUGAUUAAUUCCUGCUUUAUUCUCCGUUAAUGGUUUAUCGUAAACGGCUGCCUUGCAAUACAUCGCCUCCGUGGUGUCCGAAACGUAUCCUUCGCCCCGUGACGUCUAAUCCUCUGGCUACACACACACACACACACACACACACACACACACACACAUAUACACACACACACACACACGCACCGAGACCUGAGGCGGGAACGCCACUCGGGUUCACGUGCGAGACGCAUUCCUGUAGAUAGAAGAAUCCUCCCGAGUCUUAAUCUGCCGCCGGGAGGAGAGCUGCGUGGUGUCCUGCAAAAACAUGUAUCCGUCAUAGUGCACGCUCUGAAAAGUGCAGCGGCGUCUGUACGCAUCAUCGCCUUCAACGCCCAUAAUCUGCUCCUCCUCCGUCUGUCUCCGUCCGUCCGUCCGUCUGUCUGAGAACCGCUGGGAGAACUCUAGAUCUGUGUUUGCGUGACUGCCUUGACUUGCCCUGAAAUUUUCGUUUUUUCCUCCCCAAUGGUCUCUUAACUUAAAGUUGAUGCUUAAUAUUAUUUUUCCCCCCCCGAAACAGUGGUUGACGUGAAGCACCUGAAUGCAUCUUCAGACCAAACUGCGCCACCCGCAGGUAGAGAGAGUUACUGUUUUUAUUUCUUUACAUUUUAAAAACCCUUGUGUUGUCUUCGGGUCAAAUUUGACCCAUUUUCUGAAUUUCUGUUUUAGAAAUAUGGAUUUCUUUUUUAACUACCGAAUUUUAUUUACCCAAAAAUAAUAACAACACAGAUGGAUGAUUCCUUACAACGAGAGAUCAGAUCUCUACUUUCAUUGAAUUUUGGGGUGUUUUUUAGCAUUUGAAAAAGAAAUUGAAACGUUUUCGUGAAAGGAUCCUCUCUGAACUUUCAUAUAAAUGAGGUUGAUUGACCAUGAAUUCCAAAAAUAAGUGUAAAACUAAUAAUAAGUUGGCGUGAGUGUUCUUUAUACAUGGUAGUCUAGUGAAAAAGAAGCAUUCAACGGUAAAAAGUGCCAAAAACAUUGAAAAAAGUGCCAAAAGUGUCGAAAAAAAAGGGACAAAAAUGUUGAUUUUCAGUUUUGACCAGGGAGGACCUGCGUGCACGGUCCAAUGGAAGACAACACAAGGGUUAAACUCUCUCUAAAAACAGGGAUUCCCAACCAAA